Hymenoscyphus albidus is the source of this 1128-nucleotide messenger RNA. The record is from the annotation of a GenBank genome assembly. NCBI's taxonomy places the organism in Eukaryota, Fungi, Ascomycota, Leotiomycetes, Helotiales, Helotiaceae.
AUGUCCCCCCCUCCUCCUCUCCCUUCCCCCCCUCUCCCCCAUCCCCCAACAAGCACACUAACCUACCUCCGCACCCAGCACGACGUCCCCCCAAAAUCCCUUUUACAAACCCGCCGCGAACUCACAAAAUCCGCCCUCUCCUCGAAAACCCACACAUCACUUGAAAAAACGCGUCUCAAGCACGAGAAAAACCUCGCUGAAGCACGGAGAGAAGAGGCGCUUCGUCCGAGACUGGUUGCUCGGUCACGAGAUGGUGUUGGUUCAUGGCAUGGGAGGAUGGGGAUGGGGAGGGGGAGGUAUAUGGCGUUUUUGGUAUUUCAGAGCGGAUUUGCGGGUAUGCUUGUUUUGGCGACGAUGAUGGAGGGGAGGAGGGGAAGAUAUCCAGGACCGAAAGCAAAGGUAAUGAUGGGUCAGAGAGUUCUUUUUGAAUUAGUCCUCAGUAUCCUGAUCAUGGUUUCUGGUCUUUUAUGGGGUGCAAUCCUCUGUCUGCUCAGUAUCCGAGGGGGUAAGACGGGGAAGGAUUGGUUGGGACUUAGGGAGGUUAGUUCACUAGACCAAAUUCAGGAUGAGAAGUUAGGAAAGAGGGACUUGGAAGCGGGGUUAGCGGUCGUUGGUGGGAGAUAUGGAUAUGGAUAUGAAGAGAAGAAAAGGGUGAAGAUCAUAAAGAUAUGUGUACGGGACACUCAUCGACUCGACCAUAAUCCUCCAAACACUCUCACCGCAAACAAAUCAAACCUCACAAAGAAAAAAACCACAGCAGAGAAGUUAAAGAUAUCCCCAACUUCAACUUCUCAUCCACGAUCCCGUACCAACAGAUCAAUAACUCACCCCUCACCUCCAACCCCCAAAGUCUCCAUAACGCCCUCAUUACUCCCAGAUCCAGCGCAAAAAGAGGAGUUCAUCAUCCCACCACCACCACCAACAGCUUCGCGCUCUCGAGCGAGUACUCAGCCCAAGACGUGGGUUUAUACGAGGGAUAUCCCGUUAGAUACUUUGACACCCGAGGGAACAGUUACAGAGAGACGACAGAAGACGUUGUCUCUUCAGUUGGGGGAUGUGUCUGUUAUCGAUGGGGAGAGAGAGGAGGGUGAUGAGGUUUUUGUUGUUGGUGGUGAGGAUGAUGAGUAG